This is a messenger RNA of Nerophis lumbriciformis (worm pipefish), 1749 nucleotides long. RefSeq names its product F-box protein 9 (gene fbxo9). Gene Ontology annotation, molecular function: protein binding. The record is from RefSeq and is a predicted model, not a curated record. Gene Ontology annotation, cellular component: cytoplasm; SCF ubiquitin ligase complex. Gene Ontology annotation, biological process: SCF-dependent proteasomal ubiquitin-dependent protein catabolic process. NCBI's taxonomy places the organism in Eukaryota, Metazoa, Chordata, Actinopteri, Syngnathiformes, Syngnathidae.
GACGUUCACGCUCCGGUCGCUGGUCGGACCUUUCAGCGAAAUGGCUGCCUUCUUGCGUGCUCGUAAAUAUGUUCGUUGCGUGGUUCGUUUCUCCGACCGUGAACUGUAAGCGUUGAACGCCGACCGUUUGUGAAGACGCACACACACCAAAAGACUAUUCUUGGCCAAGUUGUCAUGGCUGAAGAAAACGUAGAUGUUGGUGGUACACUGGAGGAGGAAGAGGAGGAGGAUGAUUCUGCUGAUGACCCAAAUGUGGAGUUGGAGCUCAGUGCUUUUCGAGCUCAGUGGAUGUCCGAGCUCAAACCGAGCUCCGAUGCGAGCGGCAUGGGUCUGCGGCUUCUGCGAACGUCCGGUCAGAGGAGGACGCAAGAAAUUGCUCGAGAGGAAAAGGCGGCAGAGCUGUUCUUGAGGGCUGUUCAGGAAGAGCAGAAGGGAGCAGUCUAUGAAGCAAUCAAGUUCUAUCGCCUGGCUAUGCAGCUUGUGCCUGACAUAGAGUCCAAAAUCUACUACAGCCGUACUGACGCUGAUCGAGCUGAAAGAAACUACAGUGAGGAGAGAGACGCUGAUGGAGACAUUGAGGAUCUAAUUGCCUACUUUGAGCAUCAGCUCACAUUGGGAAACACCUUUGCCAAGAUUUGUUCUCCUGAGUUUGAAAUGUCUCAGGUGCAUAUAUCAGCGUUGCCACGGGAGAUCUUGAUGUACAUUUUCCGUUGGGUUGUGUCGAGCGACCUGGACAUGCGAGCCCUGGAGCAGCUGUCGCUGGUUUGCCGUGGAUUUUACAUUUGUGCAAGAGACUCUGAGAUUUGGCGUUUAGCCUGUUCAAGAGUGUGGGGACGCAACUGCACCAAACUUGGACCCUUCCUUACCUGGAGGGAGAUGUUCCUGAAGAGGCCCCGCGUUCGCUUUGAUGGUGUCUACAUCAGCAAGACAUCAUACAUUCGUCAAGGAGAGGAAUCUCUAGACGGGUUCUACCGGCCUUGGCACCAUGUUGAGUUCUACAGGUACCUGCGCUUCUUCCCUGAUGGGACAGUCCUCAUGCUGACCACGCCUGAGGAGCCUCAAUAUGUUGUCCCUCGCCUACGCACUCAGAACGUCAGAAUGGACGCUGUCAUGUUCGGUCACUUCCGUCUGUCACAAGAGACGGACAAUCAAACCAAAGUUUUUGCUGUCGUCUGCAAGAGGAAAGAUGAGAAAUUGGAGAUGCAAAAGAAUCGGUUCUGCAGGCGGAACCCAGCGCCGGAGGCUGAGCACACCUUCCAUGUGGGGCUCCUUCUGUCCUCUGGGGGGCGUCAGAAUUUCAAUAAGCUGGUUUGGAUGCAUCAUUCCUGCCACAUCACUUACAAGCUGACUGGGGAAACUGUCGUCACCGCAUUUGACCUGAACAAGAUGUACUCGCCAUUCUUCUUCGGAAGAGUGAAGAGUUACACGGCAUUCUCAAAUCAGCCACUCUAAGCCACCAGGAAGCCUGCAUGUUCAUCAUCACUUUAACAAACAAAGAUCAUUAUCAGUCUUUAUCGUUAAACGUCCAAACUGCAGCUGGUUAUACGUCUAAAGCCUUUACGGUUCUAACAUGCAAGCACUUACGGAUUGAUAAAUGUUUGGUGUUAAAAUUUUCAGUUCUGAUUUCAGAAAUGUUGCACGCUGAAUAAUUAGCAGCACAGUUCACAUGUUGCCGCCAAUGAAUGUUAGCAUACUGGUUUUGUUCCACGGUGCACUUUUCUCCCUCGAAUAAACCACAUUGAAAAUGAA